CUGCUCUCCGUGCUCUUGGUGUUAAAAGCCGGACGGCGGUGGAACAAGUACUUUAAAUCGCGAAGGCCGCUGUUCACGGGGGGGCUGGUAGGAGGUCUCUUCACGUAUGUCCUGUUCUGGACUUUCCUGUACGGAAUGGUUCAUGUCUACUAA
This is a messenger RNA of Apaloderma vittatum (bar-tailed trogon), 153 nucleotides long. It is a transcript of the gene EMC6, whose product is annotated as ER membrane protein complex subunit 6. NCBI's taxonomy places the organism in Eukaryota, Metazoa, Chordata, Aves, Trogoniformes, Trogonidae. Gene Ontology annotation, biological process: protein folding in endoplasmic reticulum; autophagosome assembly. The transcript has a single exon. The record is from RefSeq and is a predicted model, not a curated record. The annotation marks the transcript as partial. Gene Ontology annotation, cellular component: EMC complex; endoplasmic reticulum; membrane.